AUGGUUGUCCUGAAACUUUUUACGAAGAUUUCACCCGUCAUUGAAGAUAUUCGCGGUAUGUCGGAUUAUUCUGUCACGUCUGAGGCUAUCACACGAAUGUUCCGUUCUAAAGCGAAGAAAAAAGAGGAGACGGAGCAGAAAGCCGGAAUUCCACCUUCUCGGUCGCCAGAACGGCAGCUUCCACUUGCGCACAGCACUUCUCCGCCUUCGUUCUUUGGAGAAAAUGACAGGACGAAAAUUCUGCAAGAACUCCUCAAAUAUCUCCGAAAUGAGCCAGAGGAAGAUGCCGUGGGCGUAGUGACUGACUUUCUAUUCUAUUUGCUGCGAGAUGGCUGCCUUAAAACCUUAGUCACAAUGUGUCUUUCAUUACAAGGAUAUUUGUAUUCUUCGAAUGAAAAUCGCUCGAUUAACUAUGGCUGGCUGUUCGCACUUAACUUCAUAUUCGAUUCGCUUGAUGAAAAAUGUCGCGCAAUGUACGGCGCUCCUAUGAUACGUUCGGCAAUUGAAAAAUCCCAAAAAUUUGAUAUCAAGAACGAGCUACAAUAG
Molecule: messenger RNA, 546 nt
Organism: Cooperia oncophora
Lineage: Eukaryota; Metazoa; Nematoda; Chromadorea; Rhabditida; Trichostrongylidae
Source: the annotation of a GenBank genome assembly